AGGUCCUUAUAUGUCGCAAUUACCGUGGCGAUGUCGAUAUGUCUGAAGUUGAGCACUUCAUGCCAAUCCUAAUGGAAAAGGAGGAAGAAGGGGCACUUUCACCAAUACUUGCUCAUGGAGGAGUCAGGUUCAUGUGGAUUAAACACAAUAAUUUAUAUUUGGUUGCAACAUCCAAAAAGAAUGCUUGUGUGUCACUGGUAUUUUCCUUCCUCUACAAAGUUGUUCAGGUAUUUUCUGAAUAUUUCAAAGAAUUAGAAGAAGAAAGUAUACGCGAUAAUUUUGUUAUUAUAUAUGAGUUUGUUAGAUGAGUUAAUGGAUUUUGGCUAUCCUCAGACUACAGACAGCAAAAUAUUACAAGAGUAUAUUACACAGGAGGGACACAAACUAGAGACUGGAGCACCUCGUCCUCCUGCAACAGUAACCAAUGCUGUGUCUUGGAGGUCGGAGGGGAUAAAAUAUAGGAAGAAUGAAGUUUUUCUGGAUGUGAUAGAGUCUGUUAACCUUCUUGUGAGUGCAAAUGGAAAUGUCUUGCGCAGUGAAAUAGUUGGAUCCAUCAAAAUGAGGGUAUUUCUGUCAGGAAUGCCUGAAUUACGCCUUGGAUUAAAUGAUAAAGUUCUGUUUGAAAAUACAGGCCGUGGAAAGAGCAAGUCUGUGGAGCUUGAGGAUGUCAAGUUCCACCAGUGUGUUCGCCUAUCCAGAUUUGAAAAUGACAGGACUAUAUCCUUCAUACCUCCAGAUGGAGAGUUUGAACUCAUGUCUUACCGCUUGAACACACUCAUGUGAAACCACUCAUCUGGAUUGAGUCUGUUAUAGAAAAGCAUUCCCAUAGUCGCAUUGAAUACAUGAUCAAGGCUAAAAGUCAGUUCAAAAGGAGAUCCACUGCCAACAAUGUGGAGAUUCACAUUCCAGUUCCAAAUGAUGCUGAUUCUCCCAAGUUCAAGACUACAGUUGGGAGUGUGAAGUGGGUUCCAGAAAACAGCGAGAUAGUUUGGUCUAUAAAGUCUUUCCCAGGUGGAAAGGAAUAUCUAAUGAGAGCACACUUUGGCCUCCCUAGUGUUGAAGCAGAGGACAAAGAGGGAAAACCCCCCCAUAAGUGUCAAGUUUGAGAUCCCUUAUUUUACUACUUCUGGAAUCCAGGUUCGUUACUUGAAAAUAAUUGAGAAGAGUGGUUACCAAGCAUUGCCAUGGGUGCGAUAUAUAACCCAAAAUGGAG
Messenger RNA from Staurois parvus, 1213 nucleotides. The record is from the annotation of a GenBank genome assembly. Lineage: Eukaryota; Metazoa; Chordata; Amphibia; Anura; Ranidae.